AUGCUAGACUCUCCGACGAGCCAGGGUUUGCUUCAGCAGUUGCAGAUUUCGCUGAGCUUGCUGAUGGAAGAUGCUGCUUCUCUUCCCCGCGCGCUGGCGAACCGCCUAAGCUUCUACGGCACAGCUCUUCAUACACUUUACAAAAUUCUAGAAAGUGGACACUGCAGCAGCUGCCCUGAAGGCAGCAAGCCAUGCAGCUUCUGCCGCGCUGUCAUGUUCAGAGAUUUCGUACAUGUCACUAUUCAGGGCUUGGGACUUAGCAGCGAUACCCUUCCAGACUCGCUGUCUUGGGCAGAGUUUAGGGGGCAAGAUUUUCUUCUUUUCGCGGAGACUGCUUCGGGCCCUGCACUCUUGGGAGUCGAACUUGACCUUCACACGGACAUGUUGACCCGCUCUUCUCCCCGCCGGAGGCACUUGUCUCAGCUGGCGACUUAUGCCACAACAUGUCUGAAUGCUCACAUCAGCAGCAUGGUGGUGAAGCAGAAGAGCAGCCGCUCCCAUUGCUACGGGCUGAACAGCUACAUGAAAUCCCUCGUGCAGACCUUGCCAAUGGACAAGUUCGCGCCUCUUAUGAAUGCUAACGAAUUCAGAGACGCCGUCAUCGAGGGCUGCAAUGUUCGAGUCGAAGACGCCGUUACUUCUUGUCUUGAGGGGGACGGAGAAUUGCUGGCACUGCAGCGUCUACCUGGAUUUAAAGCGGAUGGCCGCAGCGCCAUUUAUGACUACGUCCGCUCUCUGGUAUCUCCAGGUACAGCUUCAGCAAUUAUGUUGCCCCAAGUGCCUUUUCGGUGGCCCUUAAACGCCCCAGCUUUCGAUCAGACACAUUUAUUCAUUCACGCGUUUGCUGCUGUCACUGCAGCACCGCUGGGAAGCAUUCAAGAUGAUCUCUCAGCGAUAGACAUCGGCAGCAGGCCGCAUGUCUUGUCAGCCGCCCCCACCCUCAGCGAGUUUCUCAGCCUCUUGGCAAAGGAGGCGAGCAGUAGUAGGACUCGGCCGCUGGUGGAUUAUCUCUUCCGUGACGAGGGCAGCAGUCAAACUUCCGUCAUCAGUUCUGGCAUUGAUGAUGCUGUCGCUGCAAAGGGCCACACGCCAUCUGCAGGCUCCACGUUUUACGUUCGUCUAUGGUCCCAUCCCGCAAAGGGCCUUAGCUUACUUGAAGGCAUUUUGGCCAACUCAGAAGCCUCUCAAGAGGGGGCCAGUGGCCAGUCAGACACUUCAGAGAGAAGUGAAGAUAGCGAUAGCGAAGCUGUACUGCAAGUCCAGGAAUACUCGCGUAGGCUGCGAAGGCAGCAGCCAGAGAAGCACCUCCUCAUCACAAGAACUCUUUCGUGGCCAGAGAACAAAGACCCGGAGAACGUUAAUGAAGCCCAACAAUUCGUCGACGUCGCUAGUGUGCCGGAGAGGCAUGUUGCUGAGGAUGUCGUGCCGUUUUUAAAGAGACUUACCUACUCCACUCCGCAUGCUUACGGGCAAGCCUGUCAGCGGCUUGGGUGGACAACACCACGUUUACCUACUACCCCAGAGGAAGCCGAAGCCUUUGUGGCUGCCCUACGCGAUGUAAGAGCACUUCAAGGGCCCGUUAGGAAGUGGCUGGCUGAUCUUGGCGAGUCUGUUAGCAGUUCCACAACGUGGAACCAAGUAAAGGCAAUCAUUGACAAGGCUCACGGUGAGUGA
Messenger RNA from Eimeria necatrix, 1674 nucleotides. RefSeq lists its product as hypothetical. NCBI's taxonomy places the organism in Eukaryota, Apicomplexa, Conoidasida, Eucoccidiorida, Eimeriidae. The record is from RefSeq and is a predicted model, not a curated record.